Messenger RNA from Eupeodes corollae, 5111 nucleotides. It is a transcript of the gene Eato, whose product is annotated as ATP-binding cassette sub-family A member 17. Gene Ontology annotation, molecular function: lipid carrier activity; ABC-type transporter activity; ATP hydrolysis activity. Gene Ontology annotation, cellular component: membrane; intracellular membrane-bounded organelle. Gene Ontology annotation, biological process: lipid transport; transmembrane transport. Lineage: Eukaryota; Metazoa; Arthropoda; Insecta; Diptera; Syrphidae. The transcript has 25 exons. The record is from RefSeq and is a predicted model, not a curated record. The coding region runs from base 241 to 4932 and encodes 1563 amino acids.
UUUUGUUUUUGGCUACGGAACGGAAAGUGGGAAGUGGUUGUGUUGUGGUACUUCGUCUUCGACAUUCUAAAUGCAAAAAAAAACUAUGAUUUGUAUUUCCCUUGUACACAAUAACUAGACAAAAAAACAUACUUAAUUAUUUUGCUUGCAUUGUUGAUUUCGGAUUCGGAGGGAUCAAUGAACGACACCCUCUAGAAUUAUUCUUUACAUGCAGUGUAAUUGACCAUUAAGCCUGUGAUUAUGGAUAGCAAUUUAUUCAAAGUAUUUUUGUGGAAAAACUUCUUAUUCCUUAAGUUCAGUUGGUUAUCAACAACGAUAAUAAACUUGGCUUGUUUUAUUAUCCUUUAUGUCUUCUUGAAAACUACCCACAAUGUAGUAACCGCACCCAAUAGUAACUAUGAAAAGCAGAACACGGAGCUGCUUAAAGAAAGAGUCCCGAGCAACAAUGAAGACUUUAUUUUUUACGGUCCCUCAGACAAUGAUUAUCUAUAUGAACUUAUGGAGAAAGUACGGACAGAUCUGUAUAUGUCAACGGAAAGAUUUAAGUCUUUUAGCAAUGUAUCAACUAUGAUUUCUGCUCUCGAAAACAAUCAGAAAGCCAAUUGCUUUGGAAUUUUCUUCGAAGAAUGGCCAGAUUUGAACAACAAAGGCUCACUACGCUAUUCUAUUAGUUCCACUAUGACGAAGGUGUCCCCAAGCAAACGCUUUGUCAAUGAUGAAGAUCUUAAUGGCAUUAUUCCUGAGGACGAAUACAUCCGCACCGGCUUCCUUUCUCUGCAGCAUAUACUCGACUUGAACUUCAUUAAGUCUUCAACAGGAACAAAUGCAGGACUGCAAAUUGAGAUAUCACCACUUCCAAGCAUCGGACACGAGUCUGCUGACGGACAGCGUGUGAAUUCAUUCGGCCUAUUAUUUGCUGUUUUAUUUAAUGUUCUGCUGCUUAGUACAAACUUAAUUCCACUUGUGGAAGAAAAACACGAUGGCAUUAAGGAAUUUCUUGUUUUGGCUACCCCUCAAAACUAUCUUAACGGACUCACUUUCUUUUGUGUUCGUUUUCUGGCGUAUAUGCCUUUUACAUUGGGAUGCGUUGUAGUAGCAUAUACUUAUGGAGCCCUAGGCCUUAUUCCAGCAGUGUAUUUUAUUGUACUCUUUGUUUUCUAUUGUUCAACUGCUAUAUCUUACACGUUCUUGAUAUCUGUCUGCUUUAAAACAGUUUUUUAUGCAAAAGUUGGCGGAUUCAUUUUAUUGAUAAUUCCAUUUCUGUUUCAUUUGAUUGAUGGGAAAUUUUCAAAAGUAGCAAGUUAUUUAUUUUGUACGACAACGCUUUUGAAAGGGCUUAAUAUAUUUCAAGUAUUCACAAACAAACAUCGGUUAUUUUCUGGAGAUGAUUUGUUUUUCAAUAUAACAGAGUCAAGUCCCAAUGUUUUCACGAUCAUGGCCAUUUUGCUGUUACAAUUCGUAGUUUAUACCAUUUCUUACAACUAUUUUUCUAGAAUUUUUCCGGGAAAAGGUGGACUCAAGCAGCCAAUAUUCUUCUUUUUGAAUCCUUCAUUUUAUAAGAAAAAAAAUCCCAAUCAAUUUGUAUCGACUUUAACUGAGACUGAAGGAACUGCUAUUAUCAUCCAAGACCUUGUAAAGACUUUUACUUCAAGAAACCAAGUUAUCAGAGUGGCGGAUCGCUUAAACAUGGAAAUCAAGGAACGAAGAAUAACUGUCUUGCUUGGACAUAAUGGCGCUGGAAAAACUACUACCUUAAAUAUGAUCAUUGGAUGUGUUCCCAAGGACUCUGGCAAAAUAAUUGUAUGUAGUGAACGAGACGUAACAUCCUAUAGACAUUUGAUUGGGUUUUGUCCGCAACAUAGCGUUUUUAUGCAAUAUAUGACUUGCUAUCAGCAUUUAAGAUUUUUCGCUCAGUUAAGAGGCAAAACAGUUGAAGAAGCUAACUCGCUAGCUUCGGAACUGCUUACGCAACUGCGGUUGGUGGAUAAAGCAAAUGAAUCCGGUAAAAAUCUUUCGGGUGGGAUGAAGCGUCGUUUGUCACUUGGAAUAGCACUCUCUGGAGAAACAAAAGUCGUCAUUUUGGAUGAGCCAUCAUCUGGAUUAGAUGUAGAAUCAAGACGUGAAUUGUGGGAUAUUCUUUUGGAAUUGCGAAAAUCUAAGGCGGUUCUGAUUACAACCCAUCAUAUGGAAGAGGCAGAGAUACUUGGUGAUACGAUUUCAAUAUUAUCAAAUGGCAAAUUGGAACAAACUGGUACUCCCCUGGAACUGAAACGUAAAUUAGGAAGUGGUUACAUAUUGAAAUUACGAACUGAUGGUAAUUUCCAUGAACAAAGUACAUUAGAUAUUAUCAAAGCAAGUGUUCCUACCGCUAAACUAAUAAACGCUGUUCCCCCAACUGUUUUAAUAAGCAUGCCGUAUGCCUACAAGGAUAAAUACACAGAAGUUCUUGAGAAACUUGAAACAAACCGAGGCAAUCUUGGAAUCAACUCACUAGCUGUUACGGAUACAUCGCUGGAAGAUGUUUUUCUCAAUUCUCAAGGCAAUGACAGUGUCGAUUCCCCAUGUCGAAAUAAAGGGGAAGUGAUAAACAUACCGUACCAAAAGUUAUUGCCAGACGCAGUUACGUGGACGAGACAUGUGCGAGCAGUGUUCUAUAAGAAAUUUAUUUUUGUUAAAAGUCAAUUGAUAUACUCUGCAAUCAUGUUUUCUUUGCCCUUUUUGGCGAUUGGAAUUGCUGUUUUUAUAAUGACUUCAUUGGCAUCCAACAAGAGCGACGGAAAUAUGCACCUAAAUCUAAAACAUUUAAAAGAUGGCUAUAUUUUCAUAAAUGUUGCAACCGAAUUUAAAGCCAUAGAAAAUAACAUAAAGCAAGAGAUCCAAAGCAAAGGCAUCGAAGUAAAAUAUAUUCAAAAUCCAGAUGCCAUUGAAGAAGAAUUGAAAUCUAUACAGUCAACAAAUCUAUAUGAAUUUUAUGAGAAGGCAAUCGGAGCCAUUGUAGUCAAAAACAAUGAGAACAAUCCAGAGUUUAGUAUAUUGUACUCUGCAAAUAUUAUUCAUAGUUCAGUGAUAAUGGUCAACUUAAUUGAUAAUGCCAUUCUCAAACACGUGGGCAACUCGAAUGAGAGCAUCAACACAACUUAUUCCCCCAUUAGAAGAAUAAUUGAUAUAAACCCAACAAGUCUAGAGUAUUUUGCAGCUAUAGUUCCUAUCGGUUUCUUUUUCUACAUGUUGUACUAUAUCUCUCUGCCCUACAUCGAAAAUAAGAGCAACUUUAAGAGUCUCCAGGCUAUUCCACGUCCCACUUACUGGGUCUCAUUUGUUGUAUUUGAUAUGCUUUUGCAUUCGCUUGUCUGUACGGGCUGCUACUUCUUUCAACAAGCAGUCAUGCCGAAGACAUUGUACAGUAGUUCCGAUCAAACCGAGCUAACUUUUACUUAUCUUUUCUACGGAUUUUCGUACCUUCCAAUCAUUUAUUGUAUGACUAUUGGAUUUCGUUCAAUAUCCCCUAUUUCCACAUAUCUUUUAUUCAUGUUGAUUAUUUCAUCAAUUGUGCCUUUCAUAACGUCUGACAACGUGCAAUCAAUGCAACAUUUUGACACUACAAUCUCGAUAAUGUCUCUGUUGCCAGACUUUUCUUUAAAUCACCAGUUGCGUGCUAUUAAUGAGCAUUUUUUUGCAAACCGUCGAAAAGCGGGUAGUCGAAUCGAGCUACCGAGUUUGUCGAGGUUUUUCUCUUACGCUGUAGUCUUGUAUAUUUUUGUAAUGUUGUUUCUUAUAUAUGUGUGGGACAAUUUGCAAAGAAGACAGUAUUUGAAAGAAGUGAUAAUGUGCUAUCGUUUUAAGCGCACUGGACAGCUAAAUCAGCCAUUGGAAGAUGUUGACGAAGCGCUUGUUCGAAAGGAAAAAGGAAACGUCGAAGAAAUUUUCCGAUCUAAUACCAAAGAUUCAUACCCCCUCAUUGUUCAAAAUCUUCAUAAGUUCUACGGACGAAUUCACGCCGUUCGUGGCAUUAAUUUUGCAGUUAAGCGCCAAGAAUGCUUCGGACUGUUGGGUGUAAAUGGAGCGGGAAAAACAUCUACUUUUCAAAUGAUAACCGCCAACUCUCUAAUAUCGGGUGGCCACAUUAUGAUUGAUGGAAUAGAUUUAACGAAAAGCGAGACUUUGUACAAAUAUCGAUUCGGAUACUGUCCGCAAGGAGACUGCCUCAACAGCUUUAUGACAUCAUAUCAAAUUCUCAAGUACAUGGCCAUGUUACGAAAUAUAAGCUCUAGUGAUUUAGGCACAGAAGUUAUGUAUUGGCUGGCUCAAUUGGACCUGACACGGUAUAAAAAUGUUCCUAUUCGUUUUUAUUCUGGUGGAACAAAAAGAAAACUCAAUGCAGCAAUUGCGAUGAUUGGAAAUCCAACAUUAGUUCUCUUAGACGAACCCACAACUGGCGUAGAUCCGAUUUCUCGUCGGUUUCUAUGGAAAUGUAUUAAAGAUUUCCAAAACCGCGAUAAAACGGUUGUACUCACAUCCCAUAGUAUGGAUGAAUGUGAACACCUUUGCAACAGACUGGCCAUAAUGGCAAAUGGGAAGUUGCAGUGCAUAGGCUUCAUUCCAGAUUUAAAAUCUAAAUAUGGUUCUGGGUUCACAAUCAACAUUAAACUAUUAAGUAAUUGGUCUGACAACAAAAUAAAUAUAAUUACAUCAUCCUUACAAGAGGAAUUUACAUGCGAGCUUCGGGAGCAACAUGCAGGCAUGCUGACAUAUUUUAUCAAAGAAAAGUCAAUGGAAUGGUCAGAGAUUUUUAGGAGAACAGAACGUUUUAUGAGCUGCAACAAAAGUUUAGUGGAAGAUUAUUCAGUAAACGAAACCACAUUGGAAGAUAUAUUCCUCAAGUUCGACAAAAAAAGUAGGGGAGCUAUGAGUGAACUUACUGAUGACUGUUGACAGUCAAAACAAAACAGCAGAUUUACUUAAUAUAGGAUAUUUUUUAUAAUAACAAAUAUUAUUUUGCAAUAUUUAUUUUUAAAUUUGUAUAAACAGUUUCGAAUCAUUUAGAUGUAUGUAUGUAAUUAUAACAAAAUAUUUAUUAUGAUAGUUGUAAUAAACACAAAAGUAAAACUUGA